AUGGUUAAGCGCCGGGACGAAGUCCACAAUGGCUUCGGGUGUUCGCUCAGAAGUGGAUCUGAAUUGAAUCGGGGUCCAGGACUAGGCGCCAAUAGCAGGAAGCAGCCUCAUGGAUGUGGAUAUGGAGAUGCAGAUGCAGGAUUUCUUGAGAUCGAUGGGGCAACCGCUCCACGUCUACGAGGCAGAUGA
This is a messenger RNA of Penicillium taxi, 189 nucleotides long. RefSeq lists its product as uncharacterized. Lineage: Eukaryota; Fungi; Ascomycota; Eurotiomycetes; Eurotiales; Aspergillaceae. The transcript has a single exon. The record is from RefSeq and is a predicted model, not a curated record. Bases 1 to 189 code for a protein of 62 amino acids.